CGGCCCGGAUCGUUGGACGGAUCACAGUCAACCGCGACCGACCACGGCAGCUGUUAACAACAACACAGUCACUCACUGUACUCUACACAAUCCGCUCAAGAAUUUUCAAGCACACGACAUGUCUGGAACACUGAUCGUUUUCGCGGCUUUCGCCGUGGCCACCGCCUUGGCUGUCUACAAGGAGCCCGGAUACCCUACCGCUGCACCCGCCUACUCCUCGCAUCCAGCACCCUCAUACUCAUCACACUCAGCAUCCACGUACUCAUCACACUCAUCACCCGCAUACCCAUCUCACGCAGCUUCCGCCUACUCUGCUGCUCCGGCUUAUCGCGCCGCUGCCGCUUACCCGUCGUACUCAGCACCCGCUUACAACGCCGCCCCGGCAUACCCAGCUUACCCGGCCGCACCAGCAUACCCAGCUGCUCCAGCAUACCCAGCUGCUCCAGCAUACCCAGCUGCUCCAGCAUACCCAGCUGCUCCAGCUUACCCGGCUGCUCCAGCAUACCCAGCAUACCCAGCCGCACCAGCCUACCCGGCCGCACCAGCCUACCCAGCCGCACCAGCCUACCCGGCCGCACCAGCCUACCCAGCCGCUCCAGCCUACCCGGUCGCUCCAGCUUACUCGACUUAUCAAGCAGCACCCGCUUACUCGGCAUACCAGGCUGCCCCUGCAUACCAGACCACAUACCAAUCGGCACCGGCUUACUACUCCGCGUCCGCCUACAGCAGCAAGCCCGCAUCGUACCAAUCCGCUCCGACUUACAACAAACCGGCUCAGUACUCGGCAGCCAAGCCUUACGCCCCCGCUACCGCCUCACCGUCCCCGUCGCCGUACAAUUUCCAAUAUAGCGUGAACGACGCGCACACCGGCGACGUGAAGAGCCAGAGCGAGUACGCCGACUCCAACGGAUACGUGAAGGGCACCUACAGCUUGGUGGAUUCUGACGGAAGCAAACGCACCGUCGACUACACGGCUGACGACCACAGCGGUUUCAACGCUGACGUCAAGAAGGAAGGCGCAGGAUACGCUUCGUCGCCGGCCACAUACAAGCCAGCUUACUAAUGGCCGCUGGACACAGUCGCCAAACACCGCUCACACCGCAUCCGAUUAACCGUAUCGUAAUAGCGUCGUCGUAUCGUCGCAAACGUUGUUAACAAUAAUAUUAUACCACGUUCCGGGUGCGGUUACCUAUCGUCGCCGGCCGUCACCGCGUGUAGUCCCGAUACAUACCGCGGCGUGAGCACGGUCAUUAUAAUAUAUAUAAUAUUAUAUUAUGCUGUCAUCAUCUUACUAUUGAUUUUGUAUCGUUGUGAUUAAACGUGUUUUUGUAAAUAAAAUUUUAUACGUUACUGAUAAAAA
Molecule: messenger RNA, 1360 nt
Organism: Aphis gossypii (cotton aphid)
Lineage: Eukaryota; Metazoa; Arthropoda; Insecta; Hemiptera; Aphididae
Product: adhesive plaque matrix protein-like
Exons: 2
Coding region: 119-1063 (314 amino acids)
Cellular component (GO): extracellular matrix
Source: RefSeq, a predicted model, not a curated record